UUCACUUUCAACACCAGCUCCAAAAUUUCACCUCUGAACUGCCACCUCACAGGCAAAAAGCCCUGUCUACCAUUGGAGACUAUCACAUACCUAGCCCAACUUCAGCUACAAGUCUUGACUGCCCUGCAACUGCUCAGACCGGUUUAAACACAGAAACACAUCCAACAACUUUUACGGGCCAAUAACCUCGAGCACAGUUCAUCCGCCGCACGUUUGGGUUUCAAGGCCUGUGAGGGUCGGGCUCGCCUGGGUUCGCUUGGUCGCCGUUUAGCCUCGCAUUUCUCACAGUUGAACCUACCCAAUCAGUCACAACGGCCGCUCGUCAAACGCCUCGCUCGGUAUUUCAUUCUAGUCCAAUCCGAAAACUGGGCUGUUGUUCCUUCUGUUUCUUUUUUUUUAUUCUCUCGUAACCUCAUCUGCCUUCUCGACUGCCCUCGUUUGCUGGCCACGCGCUGAACGGGCUUUAUGAGAUCCCCGCGCACAACCACCAAACUCCCCGUGCUUUUCAGGCGGUUGGCCCUAGCCGGCGGUUGGUCCAAUAGUUUCCAUCCAGGCUACCACAUCGCACGGCGCGUUGGGGUGGCCCAGCAUCCCGUCUUGGCCCUGCAGCAGCAAAGCUGCUCGGCCUCCUCAGUCACAUCGUUGGCUGCUGGCACAGGCGUGGAGAGCUCAACCUUCAAGCUCGGCUCACAUUCUACCUAUUGUCCGAUCGAGGCUACGGCGCCCCAACAAGGCAAUAUGGCGGACACCAAGCCGCGGCGUCGAAAUCGCAAGAAGGCCGGACGUAACUCACGUGGCGCCGCCAGCGCGGGCGAGACCGAUGUUGGAGCGCCGUCAUCUUCUCAGCCUGCCCUUGAUCCCGAUGCGCCUCAGGCGGCCGCCGUAUCAGAACACCAGGAAGGCGCGAACCACCUCACACUGUCGCCAGCAUCCUCGGACCUCAUCGGCCGGCUGGCCCAGAUGAUCCACGCUAACGGUGUGGGCACUGGCGGCGCGCCAGCGCCCACGUGGGCGCCUCCAGGCCAGCCGGCCCCGAUGUUCCAGCAGGCCCUGCCGCCUUUCCACGGAGCAUCGGGCUGGACCACGAUAAACCACCCUGCGCCGCCAACUUGGACCACCAUCAACCCGCAGGCGCCACCGUGGAUGCCCACAAACCAGCCACCGCCUCCGUUUGCGGUGCCGACCUCACCUCCACCCGUCGUCGGCUCCCCACUCGAGGACUACAUCCGCCAGAGCCUCCGCGCCAACCCCACCAGCAGCCCACUCAACCAGCAGCCGACACAGCACUACUCGACGCAGACGACCGCAGGUGCCCCUCGCUCCCCGCGCCUCGACGAGCCGGCGCGGCCCGACGAUCCGGCCCUCAACGCUUCCCCCGCCGCCGCCGCCACCACGAAGGGCAACAAGUCCAAGUCCCUCCGCAAGUCCGCGUCCAAGGCCUCCCUGAAGGAUCACAAGGGGGGCAGGUCGUCCGAGGAGCAGCGCGACCCCAUCGUGCCGCCCUCGCCCGAGUCGGGCGGCGUCCCGGAGCCGGCGCCGGCCUACCUGCUCCGCGCGUCCUUCACCACCAACCGCGUGGACGCGCCGCGGCCGCUGCUCGUGGUGCUCGACCUCAACGGCACCCUGCUCUUCCGCCCGCGGCGGCGCGAGCCCAAGCACUUCAUCGCGCGCCCGCACGCCCGCACGUUCCUCGAGUACAUCGCCACCCGCUUCUGGGUCGCCGUCUGGUCCUCAGCCCGCCCCGGCAACGUCGGCUCCAUGAUCGACAGCCUCCUGCCCCGAGACGGGCCCGCCCGCGACCGCCUCGUCGCCGUCUGGUCCCGCGACGACCUGGGCCUUUCCAGGGACGACUACGGCCGCCGCGUGCAGGUGUACAAGCGCCUGUCGCGCCUCUGGGCCGACGCCCGCGUCGCCCGCUCCCACCCGGACUUCGCCGCCACGGGCGCCUGCUGGGGCCAGGGCGACACCGUCCUCGUCGACGACUCGGUCGAGAAGGCCCGGAGCGAGCCCCACAACCUCGUCUGCGUCCCCGAGUGGGCCGGCGACGCCCACGAGGCGCCAGAGGUCCUGCCCCGGGUCCACGACUACCUCAACGAGCUGUGCUACCAGAGCGACGUCAGCACCUACAUCCGCGCCAACCCCUUCCGCAUCGAGUGAUGGUGGGGUGCGUGCGUGCGUAGUGCCGUAUAGGGCGGGUUUGUGGCGCUUUGAGACGCCCUCUUCUUCCAUCUCAUCCUGUCCGUGUCCUCCAUUGCGGACUUUUUUAUAAUCCCAGUCUUUAUUCACUUUACCAGUGCACGCUUGUUUCGGCCCAAAUGUGAUUACCCAUGACCCGAGUCUAUUCUGGGUCGCGAAAGUGUGACAACAUGUGUACUCCGGGCGGCAAAGUCUCAACGAGAAGGGAAACGCCCUCUCUUGUUGGGCAUCGGAAUCGCCGCCCUGGAUGAUGACGCUUGGUCCGAGAAGGGCGUGCCAAAUUUGUGUAGUCUGCUGGGUUCCUUUACCCCCUCGCGUUGCAUAUUGUAGCAUGGACUGGAGGGUGUAGCAACUUUCGUGUGUGUAAAUGGCAGUGUCAUCAACUUGACGGGCUGGGCUGCGAAUCAAGGACACCCGCUACAGAAUCAAGUCAAGAACCAUCUCGCAGUGCUUGAUUGCCAAAUGGUAUUCAUCUCAACGGAGAAAGUUACGCUAGCUAACAUGCUCCAUACGAUGGCCAAUGAUGCGUGCUGUGUGCCAUACAUGAAGUGACCACAGGGUCAUAUCUCCUCCAUCUCCCAUUGCUCCUCCCCAUCCGUCCCAGUCGUAACAUCAUUUACUCCCACCCUGGCUUCCAUUCCAUCAUGCCUAUCACCGUACCCAACCAACCAUUCCUUCCGUCCCUACCAUUAUUCCCAGCCAAACAAAGUGAACAUCACCCUAUACCCUUUUUCCCCAUUCAUUGUGAUUUUUUGCUUUUUUUUUUUGUUGUGUU
This is a messenger RNA of Gaeumannomyces tritici R3-111a-1, 2971 nucleotides long. RefSeq names its product NIF domain-containing protein. NCBI's taxonomy places the organism in Eukaryota, Fungi, Ascomycota, Sordariomycetes, Magnaporthales, Magnaporthaceae. The record is from RefSeq and is a predicted model, not a curated record. The transcript has a single exon. Bases 466 to 2157 code for a protein of 563 amino acids. Gene Ontology annotation, molecular function: phosphoprotein phosphatase activity.